AUGGCUACUGAUGUACAUUCUACUGAAAAUGAGGUUGGGGACUCAGCUCCAUCAAUUCCUCAAAAUAAUGGUGGUACCAGCUAUCAAUCCAUGACUACUUUGGAUAUUAAUCACCCCCUUUAUCUGUCAACUGUUGAUAUUUUAGAUAGGUUUCCUACUGAAUUGGGAAAUCAAUGGGAAAGAGUCAAUGCCAUUGUUCUGUCAUGGCUGAUGAACUCAGUUUCUACUGAUCUUCUUGGAGGGGUAGUACAUGCAUCUAGUUCCCAGGAUAUGUGGAAUGAUUUGAAAGAGAGGUUUGAUAAGGUUGAUGGGUCGAGAACUUAUAAUCUAUAUCAAGAAAUUGCUACCAUAUCACAAGGAGUUCAGUCUAUUUCUGUCUAUUUUACUAAAAUGAAAGGUUUGUGGAAUGAAUUUGAGUUUAUGGUUCCAUCCCCUGCUUGUAAUUGUGAAAGAUCAAGAGAGUUUGUGGUUUAUCUGCAAAGACAAAAGCUAUACCAAUUUUUUAUGGGGUUGAAUGACACCUAUUCUCAAGUAAGAAGCCAGAUUCGGUUAAUGUCACCAUUACCAAAUGUCAACAUGGCCUACUCUAUGAUAAUGAGUGAUGAAAGUCAAAAAACUGUGGCUCAAUCUAUCAAUUAUAUAGGACUUCUUGGUGUUGCUCCUAAUGUAGGUGAUGUUUUAGCUAUGUAUUCUAAGAAUUCUUACCCUGGAGGUGGCUACCAGAAAGGAAAAAGGGAUUAUGUGUCAAAUUACAAUCCUACUGCCUUCUGUGAUCAUUGUAAAUUAAAAGGGCAUUACAGGGUUGAUUGUUUUAAACUGGUUAGCUAUCCAUCAGGGCAUCCUAAGCAUGUAGAUCACAAAGAAAAUGCCGACACUAGAGGUAGUGCUGGUUGUAGGAAAAAUUAUGAUAACAGGUCCAAGCAAAGAAGAACAGGUCCUAGUGCACACAAUGCUAUGAUUGGAGAUCUGCAGUCUUAA
This is a messenger RNA of Capsicum annuum, 978 nucleotides long. RefSeq lists its product as uncharacterized. The coding region runs from base 1 to 978 and encodes 325 amino acids. NCBI's taxonomy places the organism in Eukaryota, Viridiplantae, Streptophyta, Magnoliopsida, Solanales, Solanaceae. The transcript has 2 exons. The record is from RefSeq and is a predicted model, not a curated record.